GGAAAACGGUCGACGAUAGUCAGCCAGCCACACGCAGCACGCGCUCGCUUGCCGCGUCUCUCGAAGCUGCGCCGAAUUCACUCGAACGCCCGAACUUCGACAAUUACGAGAGGAACGCGGCCAGAGUAUAAAUAGCGGGCACGGUCGGUCGAGUAAAUACGAGUCGGUGAGAGGUGGAAGAGGUGAUAAACAGAUAGAAAAUCGUUAUUUUAUUAAUAGAGUAGUCGCGUGUAUUCACACUCGACAGCGAUUAGGAUACAAUAUUGCGAAGAACGCUGGGAUAGGGGACACAUUGUGGACAGGAGGGGUGUUGAACGGCGCAGCAAGUUGAAUCUCCCGCCGUACGUAGCGCCAAUCGUCGAGCACCGGGGUCGUAGGUGCAUACCCGCCAAUCGUUCGUGAUGCUGCACACGAGGACCCUCGCUGUCGCCGUAGCAUCGCCACUGGUCGUCGAAAAUCUUUCUUCCUCGCGAUUAUUCCGCUUGGCCAGCAGCCAUGUUGCGUCCUCUAAUUGUCUCGGCAGACGUUCCAUUCACGAUCGCCCCAUAUCGCGGGAGGUCAUGCUCGAGAAUUACCAGAAGAUGCUCGAGAAAUAUAAAUCCAAAAAGCUACCCCAAGACGUGAACCCCAAGGGAGUAUUCGCGUGCAACGAGCUCGAUUUGAAGGAGGUCCAAGUGUACGGGUUCGAUUAUGAUUACACGUUGGCCUGUUACAAACCGUCGAUGGACUACCUGCUGUACAAUCUCGGUCGGGACAUGCUCAUCCAGAAAUACAAGUACCCCGAGGGAAUCACCGACCUCGAGUACAAGGAGAAUUUCGCCGUUCGCGGCCUCCAUUAUGACAUCGAAAAGGGUCUGCUGCUGAAACUCGACAGCUUCUUGCAAAUUCAAUUUGGCACCGUUUACCGCGGCCUGCAUCCGGUCCCCGACGACGAGGUCCUCAGGCUCUAUAAAAACAGGAUAAUACCGAUCGCCUACGUAGAGGCGCCGCACAAACACUCUCACAAAGAGGCCCUGCAUCGAACAAAAAUGGUUCAACUCGCCGAUUUAUUCUCUGUACCGGAAAUGGGGCUCCUGUGCAACGUCACGGAGUACUUCCUUCGAAAUCAUAUAGACUAUCACCCUGAAAUACUCUUCAGAGAUGUAAAGAACUCUGUAAAAAGUUGUCAUCCCAUAAUGCACAAUAUGGUGGUACAAAAUGUAUCAGAAUAUUUGGAACAGAAUAAGGAUUUGAAACAAUUCUUCGACCGACUUAAAAAAUCCAACAAAAAGAUGUUUUUAGUUACCAACAGUCCUUUCCAUUUUGUUGAUAUAGGAAUGAAAUUUUUGGUCGGCGACGACUGGAAAGAUUAUUUCGACGUGGUAAUAGUACAAGCGCGAAAACCGAAGUUCUUCACUGAAGAAACCCGGCCGCUCAGAAUCUACGACGAAGUCAAUAAAACUCAAUUAUGGGAUCGAGUCACGAAAAUCGAGAAAGGUGUAAUAUAUCUCGAAGGCACGGUUAAGCAACUGCAAGACAUGACCGGUUGGCGAGGACACCAAGUAUUAUAUUUCGGAGAUCAUCCCUAUAGUGACCUAGCGGAUGUAACUUUGGAACAUGGCUGGAGAACUGGUGCCAUAAUUAAAGAGUUAACUCACGAAAUAUGGACGCUAAACAAACCAAAAUUCAAGGAAAACGCUAAUUGGUUACAAAUGUUAACUGGUUUAAUCGAGGAACACCAAGAUUACGAGGGACCAGGUGUGCAAACGGUGCUCAACGAAUGGAUCAAAGAGAGGGAUGAAUUAAGAAACGAGAUAAAACGAGUUUUCAAUAAGCAAUUCGGCUCUGUGUUCAGAACAUAUCAUAAUCCCACUUAUUUUUCUAGAAGACUCUUCAGAUUUGCCGAUAUUUAUAUGAGUACGAUUACAAACUUGUUAGAAUAUUCAACCAGUCACACUUUUUAUCCAAGAAGAGGCGUAAUGCCUCAUGAAUACACCAGCUAUUUCGUGUAAUGUAUACAUCUACGUUCAAAAUCACAGUUAGGUGUGUUUGCCGUAUUUUAAAAAUUUGCUUACUCGUUAGAGCUUUCAGAGCAAAAUAUCAAAAGUGACCUGGACAAUAUACUCCAAAAAUGUUGCAAUCAUAGAAGUUAGAUGCUUAACUCCAGAAUUACUUUUGCAGAAUUUUACUUGUAAUUUGCUUGGAAAUUGAUUUAUAAUCCAACAUUAUAAUCCAACAAGAUAUCAUUUAAUAUAAAAAUUCUAUGAAACAAUAAUUUACGAAAUUUUUUAUGAAAAUCUUUAAAAUACUAAUUCCAAUAACUUUUCUUAAUUAAACAAAUAUAUGAUAUUUUAUAAUACAUUUGUAAAAUAUAUUCUGCCUUUCUUCCAUAAUAAUAUCUACAUUUCAUGCGCCAUCUAAUAUUUAAAAAUGAUUAAAAUUCCAAAAGUACUCCUGGCGUUAAUUCGCAUUUUCCUUUUAUGUAAAUAAGAAGAGAAUAUCAGACUGUUAAGAAUCAAAACAUAAGUUAAAGGACAAACGUAUAAAUUCAUUACAUUGUCCAAAUAUAUAUAGUGCAAUGCAUAAUUAUUUAGACGAAAUAAUUUACUUAAACUUACCGUUGCGUAUUGAUUGAUUGUCUUAUUGUCUCAUCAAUCAUUGCAAUUUAAAUUAUUAUGUGUAUUUACAUUGGAUAUAGUAAUAUUUUACAAAAAUAAUGCGGUAGAGGUCUCGAUGGUACAAAAUGAUAUAACUAAUGAUGCUUGAUGCCAAACUAUAUACAUAAAAUGAUUUGUAGAACAAUAGAAGUUAACUGCUUGUAGAACAUUUUAAAACUGUUGAGUUUCGUAUAUUUUAUUCUUUAUGGAUAUAUAUAUAUAUAUGUAUAUAUAUUUUAUUCAGGUACAAAAUUGAUCGUAUUAAACAUUAUAAAUGACAAAGUCUAUUAUCAAAGCGUAUGUAUGCAUACCAUACAUGAAAUAUCGCAAAAUGGACGUAUAAAACUUAUUCUAUUAUGUCCUUAUAAUAAAGUACAAUUUAGAAUAAAUAGGAUACAGAAGUUUAAGUUAAUAGGGUUAAUCCUUAUAACUGUGAUUAUACUUCCAUCGAGCUUACUUUUUCAUGUUAGUAUUUUCCGUUAUUAUACAAAAUAUAGUUAUACAGACAGCGUAAAUGACUUGUAGUAUAGUGGUAUACUGUCCAAAAAAGAAUCAUUGAGAUAUUGUGUAUGUAUUAAACAAUAUUAUAUUGAAGCUACCUGCACAGAAAAGGUUUUACUUAUUAUUUACCUUAUUAAAUUAGUAUAAUCUGUUUUACAUUCGUUUACCUUCCAUAAAUAGAAAUACAAUGCUUAUGCGGAUGUGUUCAAGAUAUACAUAAAUGGUUGUAAUAAUCAAUGAAAAUAAAUCUAGACAAUACU
Messenger RNA from Nomia melanderi (Alkali bee), 3397 nucleotides. The record is from RefSeq and is a predicted model, not a curated record. NCBI's taxonomy places the organism in Eukaryota, Metazoa, Arthropoda, Insecta, Hymenoptera, Halictidae.